This is a messenger RNA of Bombus impatiens (common eastern bumble bee), 3417 nucleotides long. Its product is annotated as GTP-binding protein RAD-like. The record is from RefSeq and is a predicted model, not a curated record. The transcript has 9 exons. The coding region runs from base 724 to 2310 and encodes 528 amino acids. NCBI's taxonomy places the organism in Eukaryota, Metazoa, Arthropoda, Insecta, Hymenoptera, Apidae. Gene Ontology annotation, cellular component: plasma membrane. Gene Ontology annotation, molecular function: GTPase activity; calcium channel regulator activity; GTP binding.
UCAUGCGAGCUUCAGUUUUCACCAAGUUCUCGUCGGGGUUGAACGAUCGUCGCUCGGUUCGUCUUUCGACAAUCAUCGUGAGAUUACUUCGUCCGUGAAAAACGAAAAUUUCAUCUUCGUGUCACGCAUCUUCGGCUCGUGAUCCCACGUGUUAGUCGAUGAGAAACAACGCCAAGAUUUCGUAUGAAAGUUCUUCUCCAUCCACGUGAGAAGCUUCACCCUCUGUACCGCGAUCCCUUGAUCUUCCUACGCGUUUAGAUACAGUGUAUCCAAAGAAGAACCGCUGACUUUUUACAUUUUAUAAAAACGUCUUUGGCGAACGUCGAAUAUCGCGACAGUUUCAACAACUUUCUACGUUCGUCUCCGCGUUUCGUCAGCGCAGAGAUCGGAAGAUCUGGUCAAAAGCGAACGCUUUGAACUUCUCAGCCUUUUCUUGUCUUGUCUUCUUUUUUUCUGCAGUUAGAAUUUCUAUCUAAGAUCGCAAAGAUUUUGCCGUUUUUGUAGAAUCGAACGAAAGACAGAGAACGGUGAUUUUCACAAAUUUUUCGUUUCUUUCCUUUUCGGGGGAGUUUUCUUUUGUUUUUUUAUUUGAGACUCGAAGAGUUUCGCGAUUUCGUGGCGAAUUUUGACGAGACAACGAAUGAACGAAAAAUGGAGAAAAAUGUGUAGAGAAGACGCGAGUUAAAUUGUUACGAUUUCUUAAAAGACCGAGUGGUGUACUAUAUGGCAACAUCAACCGUGUCGGGACAUCAUGAAGCUGUCAAGGAAAAUUCCACGGAGCUUCUUGAUCGGAUUUCCAUGAAUAGUUGCCCGCCAAGUAGUUUUCCAGACAAUUUUCAAGACUUCUUCGCCGCUCUUAACGAAGACUCGGACGAUUUGCCCAGCAUGCUCGAGGAUAAGUUGAUACCCAGAAAACAGGAGGCCUCGAACUCCGACUCGAAGAGCAGACGAUGGAGCAAAAGGGCGUUUCAGAGGAGAAGCAGCGAGGUGGAGGUUCGUUUGCAUCGCACCUCUUUCACAGGAUCCCAAGGACACUCGAGCGUCGAUGGUCCAAAGUCGCCGACUCCAUCGAGACGUCGUAGCUCUAGCAUAGCGGUAGCCAGGCCGACUCCUGACUUGCACAGGAAACUAGUUGGCCCUUUUUUACACCACAGUAUCAUACAGUUUCUACAAGCAGAAACCGGCCCUUGGGGUCAUUUAUCGCCCUCACCGAGGAGUCCCACAAGAACCCCGGCCAUAAGUCCUGGAACAGCGUCCUCUUCGUCUCACUUGAGUCCAGGCACGAGCCCAGGUGGACCAAGUCCAACUAGCCCAGCUGGUACAGCUGGUUCAGCGUCAGGAUCCCGAGCUCCAGGACCGAAGCAAUAUCGCGGAAGGACCAGCAGUAUGCCGGCGGUUCCACGACACAGACCGAUGCUCGCUGAAACGAAACGCGGUGGCGCCAGCGGGGCCGAUGAGGGAGAAGAAGAUGGAGUGGAAUAUUACAGGCUCAGGUCGUUUUCCAUAACAGCGAAUGGGGUCUAUAACCUCGGCGAUUCGCUGAAGAGCCGACGUAGCAAGAGUAUCAACAGCGUCACAUCCUCUGGCACUAGCUGCAGCAGCACCAGGGAGGCCAGGUUAUUGAGCUCGGCGUCACAGCUUUCAGGCAUGGAAGCAGAGGAAGACACGAGCAACGAACGAGUGGCCACUUAUAAAGUCGGCAUGCUGGGUGCAUCCGGGGUUGGGAAAACCGCCCUCACCGCCCAGUUCACCACCAGCGACUAUAUUUGCGCCUAUGACACUUCCCUGGACGAGGAAUACGGACAGAAAAGUGUUUCCGUGAUGCUCAAUGGCCAAGAAACAGAAUUAGAAAUCAUAGAUCACCCCACGGCGGAGAUGUCGGUGGAAACGUUCUGCUCGACGUACAAUCCGGACGUUUUCGUGGUGGUUUACUCAGUGGUGGACAGGCGUAGCUUGAAAAUGGCCGAAGAUACGUUGAUGUAUCUAUGGAAGAGCGAUUAUAUGGCUAGUCGUGGCGUGAUUCUCGUCGGCAACAAAGUCGAUCUCGAGAGGAAACGGGAGGUUCCAUCCGUUGUUGGCCGACGUUUGGCGAACAACUGCGGCUGCAAGUUCAUCGAAACCUCGUCAGGACUUGCUCAUCACGUGGACGAGCUGCUGGUCGGCAUCCUAGCGCAGAUUAAGCUGAAUCCACAACGGGACCGCGACCAGGCAACCAGACGAAGAAGAAGCAAGCAUCGUAGAAGGAUCUUGAAACACCUGUUGGGCUUCAAAAGGAAAACGAAAAGCUGCGAGGACCUGUUCGUCCUCUAACGUUUGCCCGGCUCGAAGUAACGAUUAAGAAUACGUGAAAAUUAGGUUUGUCGAUCGUCUGAUUCUUCUUUUCUGUGUACGUGAGAAUCGAUAUAUAGGAUGUAUAAAAAAAAAAAAUGCUGAGAUUAGACCUAAGGAACAUGUAGUAGUCGUUAAAAUAAAGAAUAAGAAAAGCAUCUUAUAAAUAGGGCGCGGAUAUUUAUGCGAGCAUAUUUUUAUGAAUACAAUAAGAUAAAAGUGUUAUCUAGAUAGACAGUUAAUUUUAUUUACUAAACGUUACCAUGUAUUUAUUCGUGCGUCUUUGCUUGUUACGUGGGAUUUUGCGUAUUUUGCCGCUAGCUUUCGAUAUUUUCAAUUCCACGUAAACGCAUAACAAUCCGCAACGUACUUGUAAAUAUAGAUACGAAAAUCAUUAUUUUUCGAGACACACCACCUUUUUCAACCGCAAAUUAUCCUUAUUCGUUUAUAUGCGCUUCUUUCGUGCAUCACGCUUUUGUAUAUCAUUGGACAAUGUUAAUAAGUUCUUGUGUAACGUCGAGGGAAUGAAAAUACGUAAAAAUUUGGCGACUAAUUUCUGGCCCCUUAACAAAAGCCUCUCGCACGACUCUGAAGAAAUGAAACUCGAGAAUAGAAUCUCUCACACUCUCGAUAUUUCAUUCAUCUUCGCAUACUACGUGUAUUCUGUGCAUUUUCGCGUUCUUCAAUUUUUCAUGAAUACAUAAUAAUAAUAAUUUUCCAUCCAUCCAUAAUAAUAAUAAUUUUCGUACCAAUAUUUCUUAAUACCUUCUUUAUUACUGUAACAACAAUAACAAAAACGAUAAUAAUAACGAUAACAAUAUCAAUCUCCUAUCGCGACCUUAUCUCAGUAUUUUCUACUCCUAUAUGCUAAUUAUUCUUAAUUUUAUUCGUCGAAGCAGAAGGCUCUUGCCUCUGACAUUGCUCGUACAAAAUAUUCUAAGUUGAUUUUUGUCUAAUUUCUUGUAUAUUAAUUUCACUUUACUCUUCCUCGGUUAGUAACAAUACUUGAGAAUGAUAUUCCGUUUGUAAUAUGCAAUCUACAGGCUGAGUGCCGUGCACAUUUGUACGAUAUAUGCUCUUUGGUUUCUA